Hibiscus syriacus is the source of this 1176-nucleotide messenger RNA. RefSeq names its product serine/threonine-protein kinase SAPK2-like. The record is from RefSeq and is a predicted model, not a curated record. Lineage: Eukaryota; Viridiplantae; Streptophyta; Magnoliopsida; Malvales; Malvaceae. Gene Ontology annotation, molecular function: ATP binding; protein serine/threonine kinase activity. The transcript has 10 exons. Gene Ontology annotation, biological process: intracellular signal transduction; protein phosphorylation. The coding region runs from base 97 to 1113 and encodes 338 amino acids.
GAUGCAGUUCUUGUGUUGUUUCCAGAGAGAGAGAGAGAGAGAGAGAGAGGGAGAGAAGAUUGAAGUGGGAGCUCCUCAUUGAUAGAGAUUAAAACUAUGGAACGUUAUGAAGUUGUGAAAGAUAUAGGGUCAGGGAACUUUGGAGUGGCUAAACUAGUCAGAGAUAAAUGGACAAAAGAGCUCUUUGCUGUGAAGUUCAUUGAGAGAGGACGAAGGAUAGAUGAACAUGUGCAAAGGGAAAUCAUGAACCAUAGAUCAUUGAAGCAUCCCAAUAUUGUUAGAUUCAAAGAGGUUCUUCUUACACCUACUCAUCUAGCCAUAGUCAUGGAGUAUGCUGUAGGGGGCGAACUCUUUGAGCGGAUUUGCAAUGCUGGUAGAUUUGGUGAGGACGAGGCAAGAUUUUUCUUUCAGCAAUUGAUAUCAGGCGUCAGUUACUGUCAUUCGAUGCAAAUAUGUCACAGAGAUCUUAAGCUUGAAAACACUCUCCUUGAUGGCAGCACCGCACCGCGUGUCAAAAUCUGUGAUUUUGGAUACUCAAAGUCAUCUGUGUUUCAUUCUCAACCAAAAUCUACUGUAGGAACACCAGCAUACAUUGCACCUGAGGUUCUAUCAAAGAAAGAAUAUGAUGGGAAGACUGCAGAUGUUUGGUCAUGUGGAGUGACCUUAUAUGUCAUGCUAGUUGGAUCAUAUCCUUUUGAAGAUCCUGCAGAUCCAAAAAACUUUAGAAAGACAAUUGGAAGAAUACUGAGUGUCCACUACUCGAUUCCAGAUUAUGUUCGAGUUUCUAUGGACUGCAAACAUCUUUUGUCUCGGAUAUUUGUGGCAAAUCCUGAAAAGAGAAUAAGUAUAGCAGAGAUCAAAAGCCACCCUUGGUUCUUAAAGAACUUGCCAAUGCAGCUAAAGGAAGGGGGAAGCUGGGGGAGCUACGACACGAACAACCCUUCCCAGAGCUUGGAAGAAGUGGAGUGUAUAAUACAGGAGGCCAUGAAAACCACUGAGGUCCCCAAGGCUGGGGGACUUUUCCAGGCGGGAAGCAUGGAGCUUGAUGAUGAUGAUUUAGAUGCAGAUUUUGAAGACGUAGAGACAAGUGCUGAUUUUGUGUGCCCAGUGUGAACCAAAAUACUUACAUAUAAUAUACGCACCAAUAUACCCCUUUUCCAUUUACUUCAUUCCUCA